GGUGAAGCUGAGCGAGCUUCCCUUGCAGAUGAUGGGCGUAUGAACGAGAGCCAGGGUUAGUCUUUACCGGGCACCCAUGGAGAAAAGCUAAUGGGGUCUGAACUGGAGAUGGGAAAACGUCCACCAGAGAAUGCUGGAAAUACCACCCAAGUGCAGAAUACUCCCCCCAACACUCACAUCUUGGGUAGUGUGAGCACCCAAACUGUUGACUUGUUUAACCCUCCCUCAAACGCCUGCUGCUUCUGUUGGUGUUGCUGCUGCAGCUGUUCUUGUUUGACAGUACGCUCUGCUAAGGACAAAAGAAUUCUGAUGACAGUCUCCGAAAAACAAGAGGACGUUGACACCAAUAAAAUGCCUCAGCUCACUCUGGAGGAGGUACAUGCAUGGGGAGAGUCAUUUGAGCGGUUAAUUAAAAGUGCACAAGGUCGUGUGCAUUUCCGACAGUUUCUUAAGACUGAGUUUAGUGAAGAAAACCUGAUGUUCUGGCUCAACUGUGAGGAUCUAAAGAAAGAGACCAACAAAACCAUGGUAGAACAGACUGUGAAACAAAUAUAUGAGGACUACGUUUCUGUAUUGUCACCUAAAGAGGUGAGUCUGGAUUCACGUGUGCGUGAAGUGAUCAACAGGAACAUGCUGGAACCCUCAUCAUGCACAUUUGACGAGGCACAGCAGCAAAUCUACACGCUCAUGCAGCGAGACUCCUACCCUCGAUAUAUGAACUCCAGCAUGUACGCAGACCUCAUACAGAGCUUUGAACAACUCAAUGAGUCCUAACAUACAUAUAUGAAUGUACACAAGAUCUAGAAUUUAGACACAGGCCUAUUACACUUUCCUGAAGACCAGAUAGAUCCCUUUGGCCCUGUUUACACUUACCAUCCGUCACAGGUGAUCAGUUCAGCCAAGACUGAAUUAACAUACGGCUUAUCCAAAUGGUUUAAUCUUCUUUAUUUAUUUAGUUAGUUAGUUAUUUAGUUUGAGUGAUCCAGUCACAUACAUAUUUGGACCCUAUGUACACUUGUGCACAAGUUCCCUUUUAAUUUUAUUUAAGAUAUAUUUUAUUAUUUCUGUCAGUUUAUGGAUAUGCACUUAAAAUAGCAAAGCCGUAAUUGUGCCUUGCCUCACAAGAUAGGCUAGAAAAUGAUACUGCUUUAACAAGUGUCAUUGGAAACUGGUGCUGUCAAGUAGUUUUAGUCUAGAUGAUUUGCAGUUUAAAUAAUAAAAAUAGAUCUUAUGUAUACACACACCAAUGCAAGACUGAUAUUUUAUUGAGAUAUUGAGAUAAAAUAUAUCCACUCAACCAAGCUCUGUGUCCUAAUAAUAUUGUUUACAAUAUUUUAUUUGAAAAUACUGUAAGCUGCAUGAACAAAAUAGAUCCAGUCAUAUCUGGAAAAUUUAUUUUUCAUAAUUUUAAUACUAAAGAAGUUUUAAGAUUUAAGAGAUCUGCUCAUUGCAAAUAUUACAAAUGAGUGAACAAUGCUGACAUUCAUAAAUAAACACAUGCAUGUAUAUAUCCAUAAAUAUACUCAAUAGGCUAUAAGGAGACUUUACCCAACAGCAAACAAUUUAGUGAUGUUAUUGAUUUUUUCACAAUCAUCUGAGAAUCACACAAAAGUCACAACCAAGGCUGCCAUAAUGCUUUUUCUAGCUCAAUUUUUGUAUGUGUGCAAAAGAUCUGAGCUUUACGGUGAAUGGUUAUGUUGACUGAGUCUCUGUUGGUCUCUGAAGAUUUGGAAUAUUUAUAUGUUUUGAAUAAAUUGUGACUGUACAUUUA
This is a messenger RNA of Labeo rohita (rohu), 1771 nucleotides long. Its product is annotated as regulator of G-protein signaling 20. NCBI's taxonomy places the organism in Eukaryota, Metazoa, Chordata, Actinopteri, Cypriniformes, Cyprinidae. The record is from RefSeq and is a predicted model, not a curated record. The transcript is spliced from 5 exons. Bases 91 to 774 code for a protein of 227 amino acids.